Brettanomyces bruxellensis is the source of this 1362-nucleotide messenger RNA. RefSeq lists its product as uncharacterized. The coding region runs from base 1 to 1362 and encodes 453 amino acids. The record is from RefSeq and is a predicted model, not a curated record. The transcript has a single exon. NCBI's taxonomy places the organism in Eukaryota, Fungi, Ascomycota, Pichiomycetes, Pichiales, Pichiaceae. Gene Ontology annotation, molecular function: mannan endo-1,6-alpha-mannosidase activity. Gene Ontology annotation, biological process: carbohydrate catabolic process; budding cell bud growth; fungal-type cell wall biogenesis.
AUGGUUAAGAUCAAAAACUUCGCCAAUGCCUUUGGUACUUUGCUAUGCCUAUUAAUUGGCAAAGCAUCUGCACUAACACUUACAGUUGGAGAUAAGGAUUCAGUCUGUGAUGCGGCAACUUUAAUUAUAAAUGGUAUCAUGGAUUAUUAUGAAGGUAUACGGUAUGGCGGCACAGUUGGAAUUUUUCAGGCCCCUUACUAUUGGUGGGAAGCAGGUGAGAUAUGGGCUGGAAUGAUAGAUACGUGGUACUUCUGCCAAAACGACACAUACGAGGAUAUAAUCUUUGAUGCAUUGCAGGCCCAGAAAGGUUCAGGUAACAGUUUUAUGCCUCAAAACCAAACCUUAACGGAGGGUAACGAUGAUCAGAGUUUCUGGGGAUUUGCAGCAUUGUCAGCGGCGGAAAGAAACUUUACAAACCCAUCAAGUGACGAGCCAGGCUGGCUAGCACUUGCUCAGGGUGUGUACAAUACGAUGUGGAGUCGUUGGGACACCAGUUAUUGUGAAGGAGGUCUCAGAUGGCAGAUUUUCACAUGGAACUCUGGAUACGACUAUAAGAACACAAUUUCCAAUGCAUGCCUUUUUGCGAUUGCUGCAAGAUUGGCCAGAUACACGAAGAACGAUACUUAUGCCGAAACUGCUACCACUGUCUACGAUUGGCUUAAGGAUGUUGGAUAUUUCAAGCUUGAUGGUGAUUCAUACUCUGUUUACGAUGGUGCCAGUAUCACAGGUAAUUGCAGUAGUGUCAACACGGCACAAUGGACUUACAAUCAGGCCAUAGUGCUUGGUGGUGCAGCAUAUAUGGCAAACUAUACUGGAAAUAACACAUGGGUGACUGAAGUUGGCCGUCAUAUUUCUGGAAUGAGUGUCUUUUUAAACAACAAUAUUCUAUACGAGCGACAAUGUGCCUCCUCAAACACCUGUAACAAUGAUCAGAGGUCCUUCAAAUCGAUCACUUCGCAGUAUUUGGGUGCGACUGCACGUUUGGUGCCGGAUUACUCAGAUCAAGUGAUGGAAAUCAUUGAUGCAUCUGCCAAAGGUGCAGCUGAAUCGUGCAGUGGAGGAUCCGAUGGCCAUACAUGUGGAACAAGUUGGACUUCGGGCUCGUAUGAUGGAAAUUACGGCUUGGGUGAGCAGAUAUGUGCUUUAGAGGUGAUACAGAAUACGCUUGUGAUGCAAUAUGAUGGUCCAUUCGAUAAUUCGACAGGUUCAUCAGAAGGAAACUCUGCCGAAGGCUUGGGUUACGAGUCGAGUACGAAUCCUCACGAGAUAACGGUUACAACACGUGACAAGGCGGCUGCAGGAAUCAUCACUACUAUUGUUUUGGCCAUAGUGGUUGCCCUUGGAAUCUGGAUGAUUAUAUAG